Molecule: messenger RNA, 2662 nt
Organism: Anas platyrhynchos (mallard)
Lineage: Eukaryota; Metazoa; Chordata; Aves; Anseriformes; Anatidae
Gene: SLC13A2
Product: solute carrier family 13 member 2
Biological process (GO): fumarate transport; cellular response to lithium ion; succinate transmembrane transport
Cellular component (GO): plasma membrane
Molecular function (GO): fumarate transmembrane transporter activity; alpha-ketoglutarate transmembrane transporter activity; sodium:dicarboxylate symporter activity
Source: RefSeq, a predicted model, not a curated record
AUAGUCCCCAGGAGCAGAGCUCAGGCCUUUCAGCACUGGGCCAGCUCCAGCACCAUGGCUGGCUUCUGGCAGAUGACCCUAGCCUGCUGGAAAUACCUGAUCAUAGUACUAGUGCCCCUUUUGUUUCUGCCUCUGCCUCUGGCUAUUGAUACCAAGGAGGCGCGAUGUGGUUACGUUAUCAUCCUGAUGGCACUGCUUUGGUGCACAGAAGCCUUGCCGUUGGCUGUCACAGCACUCUUUCCCGUCCUGCUCUUCCCACUCAUGAAUAUCAUGGAUUCAACAGCAGUCUGCAUGGAGUAUUUGAAGGACACCAAUAUGCUUUUUAUUGGGGGACUGCUGAUGGCCAUUGCUAUUGAGAAGUGGCACCUACACAAGCGCAUCGCUCUGCGGGUCUUGCUAAUCACUGGUGUCAAACCAGCCCUGCUUCUCAUGGGUUUCAUGGUUGUGACUGCCUUCCUGUCCAUGUGGAUCAGCAACACAGCCACCACUGCCAUGAUGGUGCCGAUAGCACAGGCAGUGUUGGAUCAGUUGCAUAAGUCAGAAAUGGAGUUUAAAAGAGCUGGCCAGGAGUCUGAGAACAUCAAUAAAGCCUUUGAACUGCAAGAAGAGCCAACUAAAUCAAAUAAAGAAGAGCCAACUAAACCAAAUAACUUCACAGAAACAGACCAAAAAGGUGAUAGCAAUGUUCUGACGAUCGAGGAAGACACACAGAGCAACGAAAAUCUUCAAGACGAGAAGCACAUGAAACUCUCCAAGGGACUCUCUCUCUCUAUUUGUUACGCAGCCAGCAUUGGAGGGAUUGCAACUCUGACUGGGACAACACCAAAUCUGGUACUGAAAGGACAAGUUGAUGAGACCUUUCCUGACAACGGUAACAUCAUCAACUUUGCCUCUUGGUUCUCUUUUGCUUUUCCCACCUCCGUCGUGUUGCUGAUUUUGGCUUGGAUUUGGCUGCAAAUAUUGUACAUGGGCUUUGAUUUUCAGAAGAAUUUUGGUUGCGAUAGAAGUCCUUCUGCAAAGGCUAAGGAGAAACAGGCCUUUAUGAUUAUCAAGGAAGAGCACAAGAAACUGGGCUCGAUGAAGUUUGCAGAGAUAGCAGUUUCGGUCCUCUUCAUACUGCUGGUACUGCUCUGGUUUACCAGAGAGCCUGGGUUCAUACCAGGUUGGGCAACUGUUCUCUUCAACAAAAAUGACACAAGCUUUGUUACUGAUGCUACAGUUGCCAUCUUCAUUUCAAUUUUGUUGUUCAUCAUCCCUUCUGAAUUUGAUACCAGCACUAAAGACAGACAACAAGCAGGCAGGAAGCCAAAGGUCCUAGCACCUCCAGCUCUCUUGGACUGGACAUCAGUUCACCAGAAAAUGCCGUGGAACAUUGUAUUGCUGCUGGGAGGUGGUUUUGCCUUAGCCAAAGGCAGCGAGGAAUCUGGUCUGUCUAAAUGGUUAGGCUCAAAAUUGACUCCUCUGGAGGAAAUCCCUCAUCCAGCCAUUGCUCUCCUGCUGUGUCUCCUUGUUGCUACUUUCACUGAGUGCACCAGCAACGUGGCCACUACUACCCUCUUUCUCCCUAUUCUGGCUGCAAUGGCUGAAAAUAUCUGCCUCAAUCCACUCUAUGUCAUGCUGCCCUGUACACUUUCCGCAUCAUUGGCGUUCAUGCUGCCAGUGGCCACUCCCCCUAAUGCCAUCGUCUUCUCCUAUGGACAUCUCAAGGUUAUAGAUAUGGCCAAAGCUGGAUUUGUACUCAACCUCCUGGGAGUCCUGACGAUAGCUCUAGCCCUCAACACCUGGUCUUCAUCCUUGUUCAACCUGCACAUCUUCCCUUCCUGGGCAAAUAAGACAGGCUUAUGCUGGGCAAAUGGGACACGCAUAUGCUGGGUAAAUGGGACAGACAUAUGCUAAUAAUACAGAGACAAGUGAAACACUACUGUAUCUGGUAGGACUGCAGUGUGAGCAAGACACAAGUUUUGCUGAGGCAGCCGUUGAGAGACGGGCCUACUCUGUGGAAAAGGACACGCUACCUACAAACAAAAUCAUUCAGUUGAUAGCAGCAAUAGAAUUGCCUAACAGGGCUGUUCUAGCAGGCAAUUUUGUUACCCCAGCAGUAAGACAAGCCAGUAACCUCUGGCUUUUCAACAGUUCCAGGUAUCUUUAGAUUUUCUGUUUGCACAGGGGUAAAUUUUCCCCAACUACAUCAUUUCUUAAGCUCUGUAUGUAAUGUCCGAAAUCUGCAGUGAGUGAGAAAGAAGAGAGGUGUGUAUGGAGAAGGAAGAAAGGAGACUGUGUGUACCUGAUUUCAUGCCUGUAUCUGUGUAUCACCACAGCACAUAUGAAUAUUCACCUCUGUCUGAGCAUACAGGCCUCUGUGUUCAGCAUGUACAUAAGAUUGUUGUGUACUCCGUGGGCACUCAGCACGGUAUGUGUUGCAUGAUUAGGGACAAAUCACAUACUGUCAGCCUAUUUUAUCACUUUGAAACGUAUUUAUUUACAGCCCACUCUGUUAUGAAUGUAAAAGACUUUUUUUCCUAGAACAUCCGUCCCAUUGUUAUUUAUGAAAGAUUAAAGUCUACAAGGUCAUGGCAGGAAUAGCAAUAUUCUCUUGUGAAGGGUAGAAGCCUUGUGCCCUAUAUUGUGUAUAUGAUUGAAUUAAAGAUUUUUUUUUUAUGUA